AUGGGGAAGAAGAUGAAGCCCCCUUUUCUCUCCAACUCCAAGAACAACAGCGUACAAGCAAAAUCCUCAUGGCUAUGGCCUUCCUGUCACCAGCCCAGAACUCGCUCUUUCAGAACCGAUGACAGCCUGAUCAAGACCAUCAACUCAACUUACUUAGACGCCAUCAUCGAAGCUGAAACACCCGAUCCUUGGUUCUCCAACUCUUCGGAAUCAGCCAGCUUCUCAACAGCAUCUGACGAGUCUGGGGGUGAUCCUGUAGAGACUGUCAUUCGAGGUUUAAGGUCAGAAAGGCUGUUUUUCGAGCCUGGAGAGACUAGUUCAAUCCUGAAAGAGGCAAAGCCGAGUGAUGGAUUACCUUUUAAAGAUAGUGUAAUCUUGUCAAUGGAGUCAGAAGAUCCGCAUGUUGAUUUCAGGAAGUCCAUGGAAGAAAUGGUGGAAGCUCACCGGUUAAAAGAUUGGGAAGGUCUUGAAGAACUUUUGUUUUGGUAUUUGAUAGCAAAUGGAAAAGGCAAUCAUGGGUACAUCGUUGGUGCGUUUGUUGAUUUGCUUGUAGGACUCGCCAUUUCCUCAACCUGUACUCUUCCUUCUUGUUCUAAUUGCACUCAUUCUCCUUCUUCUCCUUUAUCAUUUUACGCUUCUUCAUCUUCUUCCUCAGCGGAUUCUUCAACAACUACUCCUUGCUUAUCCUCAUUAGGAGCUGAUGAAGUGAUUGAUAAUAGCCAUUGUUUAUCUUCUUUAUCACAAGCAUAUCAGAAGGAGAUCAUUGAAGAUAAUAAAGAUGAUCCUUCUUCAGCUUUAUUAGAUGUUUGAUUUUUUUU
This is a messenger RNA of Durio zibethinus, 818 nucleotides long. Its product is annotated as transcription repressor OFP13-like. The record is from RefSeq and is a predicted model, not a curated record. Gene Ontology annotation, biological process: negative regulation of DNA-templated transcription. Lineage: Eukaryota; Viridiplantae; Streptophyta; Magnoliopsida; Malvales; Malvaceae.